Molecule: messenger RNA, 1459 nt
Organism: Catharus ustulatus (Swainson's thrush)
Lineage: Eukaryota; Metazoa; Chordata; Aves; Passeriformes; Turdidae
Gene: BPI
Product: bactericidal permeability increasing protein
Exons: 15
Coding region: 1-1440 (479 amino acids)
Biological process (GO): lipopolysaccharide-mediated signaling pathway; defense response to Gram-negative bacterium; innate immune response
Molecular function (GO): lipopolysaccharide binding
Source: RefSeq, a predicted model, not a curated record
AUGGGAGUGAAGAGCCUGGCAGUGGCUUGCGGGGCACUGGCCUUGUGCCUGGCACUCACCACAGCCACCAACCCCGGCUUCGUGGUGAGGAUCACCCAGGCAGGCUUGGACUACGCCCAUGAGCAGGGGUUGGCAAUCCUGGAGAAGGAGCUGGCCCAGCUGAAGCUGCCAGAUAUCUCAGGCGAAUCUCGUGUCAUGCGCGUGGGGAAGGUGCGCUAUGAGCUGUCCAGACUGCGCCUUCGUGAUUUCCACUUGCCAUACUCAAGGAUUACCCCAAUCUCCAACGUGGGCCUGCAGGUCUCCAUCUCCAACGCCUUUACUGAGCUUGAUGGGGACUGGAGGGUGAAGUUUUUCUUUGUCCGGGACCAUGGAUCUUUUAACCUGAAGGUGGAAAAUGUCUACAUCAAAAUCGCCCUGAGUCUGGGCAGUGACACCACUGGGAAGCCCACCAUCAGCACCUCGGCCUGCAGUGCCAGCAUCUCCCAAGUGCGGGCACUCUUUUCGGGCAAGUUAGGGUGGCUUUACAACCUGUUCCACAAGGCUAUUGAAUCCAGGUUGCGAAACAUUUUGGAGGACAAGGUCUGUGACAUUGUGGCCAAGUCUGUACGCAAUGACCUCCAGACAUACAUCCAGACGCUGCCAGUCACAGCCAGAAUAGAUGACAAGACUGGGAUCGAUUACUCCUUGGUGGGACCCCCAAGAGCUACUGCCCAAUCCCUGGAUGCGGACCUGAAGGGUGAAUUCUACUCCCUAGCUCACCGCUCCACUGUCCCCUUCUCACCACUGCCACUGGCCUUCCCCUCGGAUCACGAACGCAUGGUUUACUUUGGAGCCUCCAGCUACUUCUUCAACACAGCUAGCAUUGCCUACCACAAGGCUGGGGCACUGGUCUUUGAAGUUACAGAUGCCAUGAUCCCAAAGGAAACAGGAUUCAAAUUGGAAACCUCUGUCUUCUCAGCCUUCAUUCCCCAGCUGGAGGAGAUGUACCCCAACAUGCCAAUGAAGUUCAGGCUGUCAGCUCCCACUGCUCCAUUCCUGACUAUUGGACCAGGAGGAAUCUCGUUCCAGCCCGUUGUGGAUGCCCAGGCUUAUGCCAUCCUUCCCAACUCCAGCCUGGCUCCUCUCUUCCUCCUCAGCCUGACAGGGAACGUGUCUGCUGUCAUCAACGUGAGAUCCGGCCGCAUCGUUGGGAGCCUGGAUGUGGGCAGGAUCAGGCUCUCUCUGAAGGACUCGGCUGUUGGCACUUUCCAGGUUCGAAGGAUGCAGAACCUCAUGAACGUCUUGACUUCCAGUAUCCUGCUCCCUCGUCUCAAUGCCCGGUUAGAUGAGGGCUUCCCUCUGCCGCUUCUGGACAGGAUUCAGCUCUCCAAUAUCCUUGUGAAGUUCCACCAGAAUUUCCUGCUGCUUGGAGCAGACGUUCACUUCCAGCGCCGGGGAUGAAGAUAAGGUGAUGAGAGCC